This is a messenger RNA of Aureobasidium namibiae CBS 147.97, 654 nucleotides long. RefSeq lists its product as uncharacterized. NCBI's taxonomy places the organism in Eukaryota, Fungi, Ascomycota, Dothideomycetes, Dothideales, Saccotheciaceae. The transcript has a single exon. The record is from RefSeq and is a predicted model, not a curated record. Bases 1 to 654 code for a protein of 217 amino acids.
AUGGUACUCAACGACAAGGCCAAGCAGACGGCAGAAAAGCAGCUCCAGGCGCUGCAAGAAGAGUUGCAGGCGCUUAGAGAAGACAAAAUCGAGGUUGGAGCAGAGAAUGAGGAACUCAGGCUCAUACAUAUGCGCCAGGAGGACAGGAUCGACCAACUUCGCAAAGACAUUGAUGGUUUGAUAGACGACAACGAGACUCUCCGCGACGACUACGACGAAGUAACAACAGACAACAAGACCCUUCGGGACGAGUAUGACGAGGUGAAAGCCAUCAACCGCACUCUACACAACAACAUUGCAGAUCUCAACAACAACGUCUAUCAAUGGGAGAAAUACGCCUUGGAAGAAAGUGAUCAACUCACAAAACUGAACGCAUACACGGACGAGCUCGAACAGCGCCUGAAAGAAUCCAAAGCUCAUUCCGGGGACCUCGAGGAGCGCAAUGAAGAGCUUGAAGAUCGUCUGAUUACCGAGAGAAUAGAAUCUCAGGCUUUAGAGGUUGAGUGUGAGGACCUCGAGCGCAAGAACAAGGCGUUGUGGAGCACUGUCAACUACCUUGAUGGAUUGUCCGAGGAGGACCAGAUCGAGGUGAUGAGAAUGCGCAAGGGAGUUAUCAAACUCAAAAAGCUCUGGGAAGCCGGUGAACUGGAUUGA